CCGCAGGUCCGCCAUAUUGUCUGCCGAAGCUGCCGCUGAAGCUACAGCUGCGGCCGCCGCCAAGUCUGAGCGAGCGGAGCCGCGAUGGAGACCAUGGCAAGCCCAGGGAAAGACAAUUACCGAAUGAAGAGCUAUAAGAACAACGCCUUAAACCCUGAGGAAAUGAGACGAAGGAGGGAGGAAGAGGGCAUUCAGCUUCGGAAACAGAAGCGGGAACAACAACUUUUUAAACGGAGAAAUGUGGAGCUGAUUAAUGAAGAGGCCGCCAUGUUUGAUAGUCUGCUGAUGGACUCCUAUGUGAGCUCUACAACUGGGGAAAGUGUGAUCACAAGAGAGAUGGUGGAGAUGCUCUUUUCUGAUGAUUCUGACUUGCAGUUAGCAACCACACAGAAAUUCCGGAAACUCCUCUCCAAAGAGCCAAGUCCUCCAAUAGAUGAAGUUAUUAACACUCCAGGAGUAGUUGACCGGUUUGUGGAGUUUCUGAAGAGGAGUGAGAACUGUACAUUACAGUUUGAAGCUGCCUGGGCUCUGACAAACAUUGCCUCUGGAACCUCUCAGCAGACCAAAAUUGUCAUUGAAGCAGGAGCUGUCCCCAUUUUUAUAGAGCUGCUUAACUCAGACUUUGAAGAUGUACAAGAACAGGCAGUCUGGGCUCUGGGAAACAUAGCUGGAGACAGUUCGGUUUGCAGAGAUUACGUCUUGAAUUGUUCCAUCCUUAAUCCUUUGUUAACACUCCUUACUAAGUCCACACGACUGACAAUGACAAGGAAUGCAGUCUGGGCCCUGUCAAACCUCUGCAGAGGGAAGAACCCGCCUCCAGAAUUUGCAAAGGUCUCUCCUUGUUUGCCUGUAUUGUCUCGCCUACUCUUCAGCAGCGACUCAGACUUGCUGGCAGAUGCUUGCUGGGCCCUCUCGUACCUGUCUGAUGGUCCCAAUGAGAAGAUCCAGGCAGUCAUAGACUCUGGAGUUUGCCGAAGACUGGUAGAACUUCUCAUGCACAACGAUUACAAAGUCGCGUCUCCUGCCUUGAGAGCUGUGGGUAAUAUUGUCACUGGUGAUGACAUCCAGACCCAGGUUAUUCUUAACUGUUCAGCCCUCCCAUGCCUCCUCCACCUGCUGAGCAGCUCUAAGGAGUCAAUCCGGAAGGAAGCUUGCUGGACCAUUUCAAACAUCACUGCUGGCAACAGGGCUCAGAUACAGGCUGUCAUAGAUGCAAAUAUCUUCCCUGUGUUGAUCGAAAUCCUUCAGAAAGCAGAGUUUCGUACCAGGAAAGAAGCUGCCUGGGCCAUCACUAAUGCCACAUCAGGAGGAACCCCAGAGCAAAUCAGGUACCUGGUGUCGCUGGGCUGCAUCAAACCACUGUGUGACUUGCUAACUGUAAUGGAUUCAAAGAUUGUGCAAGUAGCCCUCAAUGGACUAGAGAACAUCUUGCGGCUUGGAGAGCAAGAGGGCAAGCGUAGUGGCUCAGGGGUCAAUCCCUACUGUGGCCUCAUUGAGGAGGCCUAUGGCUUGGAUAAAAUCGAGUUUCUCCAGAGCCACGAGAACCAGGAAAUCUACCAGAAGGCCUUUGACCUCAUUGAGCACUACUUCGGUGUAGAAGAUGACGAUAGCAGCCUGGCUCCUCAGGUGGAUGAGACGCAACAGCAGUUCAUCUUCCAACAGCCCGAGGCCCCCAUGGAGGGCUUCCAGCUAUAAUGUCUGCCUCCGGGGAGGGGAGGGCAUGGGAAGCACCACCAGCCAGCGGAAGAGCAGCCCUCUGGUGGGCAGGGAAACAGCCACCCCACCAGCAGCCACCAUACACCUGCUGCCCUGGAGACUGUGCUCUUACCUGCUCAUCCCCUUCCCUGGAGGGCACCCUCUGGACAGACAGAAGCAUCUGAGGCUCACACUGGGUUUUGUGACAAGAAGGGGGCGUGUGGGUUUUCUUCCUUACACUUAUUUUGGCUGCACACAUGUCUUUAACCCAGGAGCCCAGGGGUAGGCAAAGGAGGACUGAGGUAAUCAAUUUGCACCUUUAAAAUUUUUUUUUCUUUUAUUUUCUUUAGUGGUGACUUCCUUCCCAUUUAUCUUGUUUCAUCCAUCCCAGUCCUCUGCCCUGAUGUGUGUAACUCUUAUCUCGGGUACUUGAGCAGAUGGAAUAUUCCAGAGGUGGGAGGGGAGGGGAGGGGAGAAGUCCAAAACAAAGUGUUCUUGCUCUGACUGAAUAUUAAUCUUGUAUGCUUGGAUUGGUUAUUUAAUUUUUUUCUUUUGCACAUUUUUCUUGUAUUAAGGUUGCUCUUCCCAAAAAGCUGGUUUUAAGAACCCAGCUGCCAGCACUGUCUGGAAAUAGAGGCUAAUUAGGGAGGCCCCCAUGAGACAAAGGUCCCUCCCUCCUCUGACCCUAUGCCUAAGCCCUCCCCCUCACUCUCCUGGGACAUAUCACCAGUGUGAGUGGAAGGGAGGAGCACAGGCCUUCAGACAGGGCUUCCCUUUUGUAGCUACUGACCCUGUAUCCUACCCACCUCCUAAAUGGUGCGACCCAACUUUAUUUGUUUACUUGAAAAUUCACCUCAGAGUUGAAUGAACCUCUGAGGUGGCUGUGUUUUCUCCUGAGCUUGAGAUGGUGGGCUGUGGUCCUUCCUUCUCCUGAGGAGAAAGUCCUUGCUCUGAUGACCCAUAAGUUGCAGAGGAGGUUGGAGUUAGGGUCGUGUAUUGGGAUAGUCAGGAAUCCCUGCCUUUGGCCUUUCUUCUUCCUUCUGCCAUAGUUGGAUCAUGUAUAUUUUACUUCCAAAGGAGAGAAUGUCAAAGUUCUGUAUUUUUUUUUAUAGUCUAUAUAUUAAGUAAGUCAGUCUUAAAGGUCUUAGGAGGACAAAAACCGCCUGUGAGUGGGAUACCGUGAGGAAGACCAGAAAGAGGUGUAGAAGCUUCCCACUCAGAGGACUGAACUUGGUCCUUUUCUUCUCUGCUUGGAUUCUGGGCCACCGCUUGGGACCAACUCUCACCUCUGGAGCCUUCAAGUCAAUCGGCCUGGGCUGAUUGUCCCAGUACCUGAAGGGAGCAAAGAGGGCCUCAGGGCCUGGUGAAGUCUGCUGCUCUGGUCCUUGCUUCUGAGCAGAAAGCAGCCUGCCUUCUCUAACACAGUGCCAGUCCUGUUACCCAGAUAAGUCACGACACAGCUGCCUCUCCUGUCAUCAGAGAACCUUGGCGACCUGGAUACUUUGAGAGCUGUUGGCAUCUCCCUUCUGACGGUCCUUGUACCUGGAUUGGAUUUCCCCUUCUUGUGACAGUUACACAGACACAUUUUCUUCUGAGUAAAGCUGGUUCAAUACCUCA
Microtus ochrogaster (prairie vole) is the source of this 3312-nucleotide messenger RNA. RefSeq names its product karyopherin subunit alpha 6 (gene Kpna6). Gene Ontology annotation, molecular function: nuclear import signal receptor activity; protein binding. The record is from RefSeq and is a predicted model, not a curated record. Gene Ontology annotation, biological process: protein import into nucleus. Gene Ontology annotation, cellular component: cytoplasm. NCBI's taxonomy places the organism in Eukaryota, Metazoa, Chordata, Mammalia, Rodentia, Cricetidae.